UCUUUUUUUGGGUGCCGAGGCCGGGUCCGUUGCUGCACACCCGUUCGUCCGUUUGCCCGUGUGUGCUCUCACUGCCGUUGUGCUGUCUGCUCUGCUGUGUCUCGUUCGUCGUGCAGGGGACGAGAAGCACCCCUUUCUGCUUGCUCCUUUUUGAUUAUUAAAAAAGAAGAAGAAGGAAAAGAAAAGAAGAAAAGAUCCGUAUGUCUUUCGCUGUGUGUGUGUGUGUGUGUAGCAGCUUUGUUGUGUCCGUUUCUUCUUUUUUAUAUAUUCCACACCGGCACACAGGGCCACAUUGCUGCUGACUUGUUCUUGUUUGCGAAACGUUUCUUUCCCCAUUCGACAACAUACCACCACCGCAGUGCGAGCGGUUUGUGCCCAGGCCUGAUCGGUCUGGUGAGCCUCACACAAAACAUUUUAUUUUGACGGGGCCAUUUUUCAUGCGAGAAACAACACAAUAAAAGUGGAGAAAACAACAACUCCACCAUCACCACCACGCAGUACAACCAUAAAAAUUCGUGUGUUUGUGAGCCAAACGAGAGCAAAUGAUUAACAUCAUCAACAUCAUCGAAAAAAAAAAGAAAAAGCGGCCAUCACCAGUGAAUGAAUCAUGGAGCCGCUGCUACUGAGCAAGAUUGAUCGGAUAUUCAACUCGCUGAGACUUCAGAAUCGCACAGGCCUGCAUCACUCGACGUUGGAGUGAGCUGUUCCUUAUUUUAUUUUUUAUUUUAUUUUUUUUUUGUUUGGGGAAUCGGGUGAAUGGGGUAACACAGUAGUCGAUUUAAACAAAACAAAACCCUCCCCCACAAAAAAAAGUGAUAAGAAAAACAAACUUUUAAUCGGGAGAGAGGGCAUCCCGAAAAUCGCGUGUUUAAGACACGCACAUCUACCUCCAUGAUGAAUUAUCCAGUAUGGCCGGAUUCGGCAGGGGUGGCCGGCUACUCUCGGACCUUGCUGGGCCAAAGUGGAGGCGGAAUGCGGUCGUCGUUGGCUCCGCCACCGCCGCCUCCGCCUCCAGCAGCAGCCGGCAGUGGAGCCGUGACUGGAGACGAAGGAGGGAGCAACACAAACAAAUGUAACCCGCCGAAAUAUAACGUCACCAACGGAACCGACCCUCAACAGCGUUCGGCCAAUCACCAUUCAUCUUCUUCCGCAGCCGGAUCGUCCGCCCGCUUAAAUAAUGGAGACGAUUGUGGCAGCGGCGGCGGCGGCGGUGGUGGAGCUCGAGGCCAUCAGCUCCCCUCGGCGGACAAAUACGCCCCGCUGUCUUCCUUCACCGACGACGACAGUCUCCUCAAGGUAGCGACGCACUUUCUGAGCGGAGGGAACGGCCAGGGCCGUCACUACAUGCCUAUUGCCCGUGAUUACUCAACAUUGAGCUACUCCUCGGGCGUCUCCGUCAGUACGGCCGGCUCCUAUUGUAAUCCCGGCCAACAGCAGCAGCAGCAGCAACAACAACAACAACAGCAACAGCAGCAAACGGCUUUAGAAAGACCUGGGGGCUCGACACGCAAUCCUCACUCUUCAGAUGGCGGGCCGGCCGGAAGCCGGAUAUCUUCAGCUUCUAGCUCGGAUAAUGGUGGAGGAGCUAAUACCGCCGGCGGUGCCGGCCAAGCCAACCCGCUGCUCUCGCCGUGCAGCGUCAUGGAAGAGGCUUCCAGUCCCGGAUCCACUACUAGCCAAUUAUCCUAUUUGGGCGCUCUACAGAGUCCGGCCACUUCCGGAUUGACACCGCUCGGGUUCCCGGCCCCGUACCUCCUGACGAAAGACGGGGCCGGAUUAGCCGCUGCGGCCGCUGCUGCCGCCGCGCACGCUGCUCAGCAGGUCGGACACGUCGCGCACGGUGGACAUGGCGUGCACGGGCAUGGUAGUGGCGGACAUGGUAGCGGCAUUGGCGGACCCAAACAGAAGAAAGAACCCAAACCCGGCAGUGAUGUACGUUCAUUCGGAUGUCAGGUCUGUGGGCGCGGAUUCAAACAAAAAGCCACACUGGCCCAACAUGAAAGGACCCACACAGACGAAAGGCCAUUCGACUGCCCAGAUUGUCACAAACGCUUUCGGCAACAGUCUCAUUUAGUGCAACAUUUAAGGAUCCAUUCGGAUGAAAGACCUUACGGAUGCACCUACUGCGAAAAGGCGUUCCGUCAGAAGGCGAUACUCAACCAGCAUAUCCGGAUCCACACGGGCGAGAAGCCGUACGUUUGCCCGCAGUGCACUAAAUGCUUCCGGCAGAAGGCCAUACUUAAUCAGCACAUCCGAACGCACUCGGGCAAACGUCCCUACUCUUGCCCGGACGCCAAAUGCAAGAAGAAAUUCGUCGACCAGGCCUCGAUGGAGAAACAUUUCAAAAAGCACAUUGAGGACGACCAGCAGCAGUUGCUGGCCGAAGCUCGUGGUGGGCCGAUGAGGUCCAAUGCCGGGCGCAACAACGCCAAAGGAUUGUUGAGAGUCAAAUUGAACAAUUCUGACCGUCCGGCGACUUUCAGCCGCGUGUUGGCGCCUGGCGCCGGCGGGAUCUCGACCCAGGAUCGGGCAACAUCUCCCUUCCCUAUCAACAUGAUGACUCGUCCUGGACAAAACAAUAAUAAUAACAAUAAUAAUAACAAUGCCGCAUCGGGCGCUCCUACUCCGGCUGGCACGGCUUCCGCGUCUCCUGAGCGGAUGGCCGACACUCCUGCUAGCCGCAUUGAACUGGCUCAUGAAUCAUCAUCUCAACAAGCACCGCCCACUUACCUGACUCAUCACGGGCAUCACCACCACCACCAAGCGGCCGCGGCCGCUGCUCCGGCUUCCGGACCCUAUCAUUUCGUACCCUUUCCUCACCGGCCCUAUCACUACGAUUUGUUGAGCCUCGGCUCCAUGGGCCAAUCCAUGUACGGCGGCGGAGGCAACAACAAAAUGGCCGAACAGCACGCAGCCAAAUACCGAUCGGAUGCUUUGGGUGAAGCAUCUCACAAUCAGAUGGGCGGACAUAUGGACAAGGAGUGCGUCCCUAACAACAGCAUGGCAACCAACUACACCGUGAAUGGAAACGUCCAGAAAGACAGCGUCCCGUGAGCAGAAGACUUUCACGACAGCUAAAUAUGACCCUCCUUCCUCCGACAACUCGAUAAAAGUAUAUAUCUCUUUUUUUUUAACUUCUCUUUUCUAUUCUUUGUAUUGAUCUUUUUUUUUUCAAACACGUUUUUCCUUCCCCGCAAAAACUGGCGGCUGAUAUGCAAAUCAUUUAGAGGGACAAAAAAGGGUUAAAAAAACAAAUUAAAAAUGGGAGAAUUGUGUUUUGUUUUUUUUUUAAAUACAUUUCCCCAUUUUUUUUAUUUUGUGGGAAAGAAAAAUGCUGUGUGCCACACCGGUAAAAACAGUUUUCGUCGGCUAGAAAACUGUAAAAUUUCAUGAUAAUAUCAUAACAAAAUUAGAAAAAAAACAGCCUUCAGGCCAUGUUCCUAUCAUUAAAAAUUGUUAACAGGUUCUAAAAAUUUUUCUUUUCAAACAAGAAAAAUAAUAAUCCCGAAAUAUGUGGGCGUAUAUAUAAAAAAAAAAUAAUAAUUUUUUUCUAAUGAAUAUCAAUUAUGAAAACAAUUUUUCAAACUCUCUUUUCUCUCCCAUCGUCCGGGAUUUUUGUUUUCCGUGUCGCGUUCAGAGUAUACGAGAAAAAAGUACGAAAAAAUAAGAACUGACAUAGGAACACGACACAUUGACGAAAAGCUAGGAUUUUUUAAAUCCUUGUGUGUUUGGUUUAUUGUUGUUCCUUAUUUUUUCCUCUUUUUUCAUCAUCGUUUUGCAGGGUGUUUUUUCUUUCUCUCGUUAUCUCUCCUUUCUCCAAUAACCGAUGGGUUCAAAAAAAAAGAGAGAACAUUAAUUGAAAGGGAUAGAAAAAGUGCAGGUCCUUUUUUUAUAUUGUCGCAUGUUCCUCCACUAUUUGAAAAUGUCUAGACAUUUUUUUUUACGAGAAUCAAAGUAGACGGAUCGAUCAACUAGGAGGCAGACGGAAGUAUCGAUCGGAGUCGGGGACGUGUGUGUCAUGCCAAAAGAGUUUCUCGUUGCAAAAAAAAAAGAAAUUUGUCUUUCUUAGAUACACAUUUUGUUUGUUAUUUUCCUUUUUUUCGUGACAAAUCGAAGAAGGAAAAUGUCGCUUUUCAGUUUAUAUGUCGCUAGGAAAAUCGGAGUGAAGUGAUUCAUUUCUUUUUUGAACUUUGAAUUUUUUUUUUCGCAAUUAGCUUUCAACCCGCCAAAUGCAGCUCAAAAGACGCAAAAAAAAAAGGGGGAAAAUGGCUUCCAGAUGAAAAAAAAAAUUUUUUUCUCGUUCAAUCAGAAGAGAAUCUGGCGCUAUUUUAGUAGCAACUUUGUGUUGUUGACGUUUUCUACAAUUGAGAAACAUUUUUUUUUUCUUUAAAUCGGGGUGCCAUGUAGGUUUUAAUUUUUCGCUCGGUUUUACAAGUUAAAGAAGAAAAAGAAAUGCAUUUUAUUUUUCGAAAUGGGUUUCGGCUGGUGUGUGGAUGGAGGAACUGUAAAUCUUUCAUUGUCGCUUUGUGAUACGAAAGAGGUGAAAAAACAAACAAAAUGACGGUUUACUUUUAUUUUUGAAUUUCUCCGACUUUUUCAUCUUCUCAUUCAAAUUCACUGGGCAACGUUGUCGAAUUUUUUUUUUAAGAUGUUUAAUAUUCCACAUCUUCAUUUUUUUUUUUUUUUUCAAAAGAAAAUUUUAAUUUUUAGCCGAACAAUAUUUCAAAGACAUAAAAAUUGGCCGAACAAGACAUUUUCCAUCUUUUUUCGAAAUACAUAUAAAAAUAGGGUUAGGCAACUUUUAUAUAUAUAUAUAUAUAUGUAUAGUCGAUGGCAUAUGUUGAAAAACGAAAUUCUUCCCAUUUAAACGUCAAUUUCUUCCCCCCUUCAAAAAAAACUCUUCUGAUUCUCAACCGAAAACAAAACCUGUUAAUUGUUUCUGUUAUUUUCAUCAAACCCUACUCUUCCAAACGGAAAAAAAACACACUCCCGACUGUGAUGUCAUCACGUUUGUAACCCGACAGGAAGCAAAAAAAAAAAAAUCACGACAAUGGUCCCCCUCCCCCCAUUCGUUUUUGGAAAAUUUCUGUACAUCCACCACCCACAAAACAGACACACCGAAAUUCUAAUUGUUCUCCAUCGUUGAAAUAUUUUUCUCUUCUUUAAUCGGAGGGCAAGAUCCCACGUUGUAACUGUGUCUCAAUUUUUCUUUUUAUUCGAUCAACUACUAUAGGCCUAAAUAUUGAGACAUUUUUUAAAAUUAUAAUUUAGCGUUUUUUUUUUAUCAUUUUUUGUUGAGGGAAAAGAAGGAGAAAGGAGGAGGAGAGAAGAAACCGAUAAAAAAAAAUGAAAAAAAGAGAAUGAAUCGCGUCCGCCACGUUUUGUAUACGUACACUCUGCCUUGAAAAGAAAGCUAAAAUUAAAAGAGAAUCGCUAAAGAAUGAAAAUGAUGUGAAAGAAAAUUCAAAUGAUUGUUGAUGACGUCACCCGCUGGUUCGAUUGAUCUUAUGUGUCUCUUUAAUAAUUUCGUUCAUGUUUGUUCUCUUAUUUUUAUCUUGUUGUUAAUUUGGUUGUUAAAGUCUUUUUUU
Messenger RNA from Daphnia carinata, 5588 nucleotides. Its product is annotated as zinc finger protein 628-like. Lineage: Eukaryota; Metazoa; Arthropoda; Branchiopoda; Diplostraca; Daphniidae. The record is from RefSeq and is a predicted model, not a curated record. The coding region runs from base 892 to 3054 and encodes 720 amino acids. Gene Ontology annotation, cellular component: nucleus. The transcript has 8 exons.